Molecule: messenger RNA, 8407 nt
Organism: Phyllotreta striolata
Lineage: Eukaryota; Metazoa; Arthropoda; Insecta; Coleoptera; Chrysomelidae
Source: the annotation of a GenBank genome assembly
CGCGGAUCUUGCGCAGGAUUCGCCGAGACCCAGUCUAUCGAGUCGGCUGUAAUCUGCCGUGUCGCGUUCGAAACAGUGUGUGUAAAUCCGUUUUGUGUGUUAUAUUUCAAUGUAACUAAAUGCAGCUUGGUGCACAAAUAGUCCAUCGAUAGCCGGGUUUGUUGGUUUUUUUCCCGUACAGUGCCGCAGGUUCGUGCGUAUGGAUUAAAAUCGUCCGGGAGCGCAGCGAAGAUGAGCAAUUAGACUUUGCCGGAAAAAUGAGAAGCUGACCAAGGCGAAAAACCGCUUCUCCCCCGUCGUUAAUUCCCCGAGAAAAUUUCCUGAUAACGCGCGGUUUUUCCAAGCAGGACAUUUUUGAUCAGUACACGCACGUUUCGAAAACUCACUAAAUCUAACCUAGUGCUCUAUCAUAGUGCCAGUUACGAAAUAAAAUUAUAUAAAGAUAUUAAAUUUAACCGUAGAUGCAACUAACUAAAAUAAUUAAAUAUUUAUCGUUAAAAAAUUAGUUACGCUAAAAAAAUAAAAAGAGCAACACUGUCGGGAUUCGAAAUAAUCAUUAAUUAAUCGGAGUUAGUGACAUUUCUUUUUAGUGCUUUCGGUAAUUUUCGCGUCACAUUAAAAGCUUGUAGCGAAAAAGGAUCUCUCGUCUGCCGUUGGAUUUUAAUCAGAUCUACACUAGACAUUUUUGAAGACUGUUUUUAUAUUGUGAUAGUAAUGUCGCGGCAACCGUGGUCGCCGCAUCCCUAACCCUUUUCUAUGACAGCCAUCUUUCCCACCAUCAACGUUCUGGGCAGCAUGGACAUCAAACCCGAGAUGAUCUAUAGAGAUGAUGACGUGUUGCUCGUUAAAUCCGAGCCCCAGCUCUACUCGCCCACGAACGGUAACGUGACCGUCGGUAGCCUGUUGUCGGGCGCGUCCAGCAACGGCUUGGUGGCCACGUCGUCGGGCAUGCCGCAGUCCAACGGCGUCUUGGUGGCCAGCAACGGCGCCGGCGGCGGCGGCGGCGGCGCUUUCGGCGCCUUCGCCAACGCGGUGGUUCAGCCGGUGAAGAACCGUCCGACGCGCACCGAGGACUUUCUCAGCUCGCCCAGUCCGGGCACGAUGAGCGGCAACAACGCGCCGCCGUUGACGCCGUCUCCCGGACCGCCGUCGCAGGCGUACACGGUCAUCAGUAACGGGUAUUCGUCGCCGAUGUCCUCCGGAAGCUACGAUCCCUACAGUCCCAACGGUAAAAUAGGGCGAGAAGACCUGUCUCCUCCUAGCAGUUUGAACGGUUACAGCGCCGACAGUUGCGAUGCGAAAAAGAAGAAAGGACCGACGCCUCGACAGCAGGAAGAACUGUGCUUGGUGUGCGGCGACAGGGCGUCGGGGUACCAUUAUAACGCCCUCACCUGCGAAGGUUGCAAAGGUUUCUUCAGGAGGAGUAUCACGAAGAAUGCUGUGUACCAGUGCAAGUAUGGCAACAAUUGCGAGAUCGACAUGUACAUGAGGCGGAAAUGCCAGGAGUGCCGUUUGAAGAAGUGCUUGAGCGUGGGAAUGAGGCCGGAAUGCGUGGUGCCAGAGGUACAAUGCGCCGUAAAGCGGAAAGAAAAGAAGGCCCAAAAGGAGAAGGACAAGCCCAACAGCACGACCAACGGUUCACCGGACAUGAUCAAAAUGGAACCAGAGCUCUCGGAUUCAGAAAAGACCAGCUUACAGAACGGCAUCAAGCCCAUAUCGCCCGAACAAGAGGAACUCAUACAUCGACUAGUGUACUUCCAAAACGAAUACGAACAUCCUUCCGAAGAAGACGUCAAACGCAUUGUGAAUACACCGCUGGAAGGAGAAGACCAAUGCGACGUCCGGUUUAGACAUAUAACGGAAAUAACGAUACUAACCGUACAGCUCAUCGUGGAGUUCGCGAAAAGGUUACCAGGUUUCGAUAAGCUCCUGCGGGAGGACCAGAUAUCCCUGCUGAAGGCGUGUUCGAGUGAAGUCAUGAUGUUCAGGAUGGCCAGGAGAUACGAUUACCAAACGGAUUCCAUCCUGUUCGUCAACAACCAACCGUACUCUAGGGAUAGUUAUAAUCUGGCCGGUAUGGGCGAGCAGAUCGAGGACCUCUUGUAUUUCUGCAGGACGAUGUACUCGAUGCAGGUGGAUAACGCCGAGUACGCCCUGCUCACUGCCAUUGUCAUUUUUUCCGAGCGACCGGACCUGAUCGAGGGCUGGAAAGUGGAGAAAAUCCAAGAGAUCUACUUGGAGGCGUUGCGCGCGUACGUCGACAACCGUCGCAAAGUCAAGCCGGGCACGGUGUUUGCAAAAUUGCUGUCGGUGUUGACGGAGCUUAGGACAUUGGGUAAUCAGAAUUCGAAAAUGUGCUUCAGCUUGAAAUUGAAAAACAAAAAGUUACCACCGUUCCUGGCCGAAAUCUGGGACGUGGACCUCAAGACAUAGUCCCUCGAUCUGCGUAUAUCGACCCUUUCGAAAAGGGUGGUGCUCGACAGUCGAAACUGUUCGUUUCGAUUAUCUUUUGUACAUAGUCGAUCGCAAAACGAGGACAGGAAGACGAAGUACCACCGAGUUGGCUGUGAAAACAUAUAUAUUAUUCUUUUUUUCUUUUUUCUUUUUUUUAAUUUACUAAAAUACUAACCCGACGGCACCUAUAUGGAAGAAACGCGAAACCCGACGACUAAACCGUUUCGUAGCUCGACUUGUAAUUGAAAAAUCAAACUAUACGUAGAUUUUUUUAAGCCUCUAUGGAACUUUUAUACGAGAAAACUUUCUUGGCGAUAUGCUUACUUAAAUUGGUAAGACUGGACAGGACUGACAAAAAAUAUUAAAAAAAAAAUAAAACACAUUCAAGGUGCCUUUCCGAUUUAACGCGGAUCCAUAAAGUCUGAGGGCUGGUGCAAAAAAACGGAUUGUUGUGGAUGAAGAGAAACGUCCGAUCGCGCAUGUGCAAUGUAGUUAAUUCUUGGAUCUUAAAAGCACCGUAUAUUUCGGCAAUGGGGGCGGAAUUACUUCGAAAAUUUGAAAUGCUUAGAUGGGAUUAAAAUCGACCGGCCGUCCUGUAGGAAAACAAAAACAAAAAAACGAAAACAAAUAAAAAAUGGAUGAGAAAAGUGAAGUGAUUUCAGACGUACCGAUAUUGAACUGUGCUAUUUUUUUUUCGACGUGUGCCAUUCUUCAGAAAUGAUGAGGCAUUGCGCAUUGAAUAUAAAAUAUUAUAUGGAAAAUUAACUUCUUUUUAAUAGACUAUCCUGCCUUGAGAAAAAUAAACUAUUGAUGUUUAAAAAUGGAUGUGUAGUUCAUAGUCUACUCAUUUUUUAUACGAUAUAGUUUCCGCCAUUUAGAAUUUUCUGCAGCUAGAUAGGAAAAUAGGAGGCUAACAAAAAACCCACUUAAUUUUUAACCAAAAUCGUACAAAAAAAUUUGCAAUUUUCCAAAAAUUAUAACAUUUUUAUUUUUAUUUAAUGACACAAACAAUGUGUACUCUAAUUCAUAAACAAUUAAAUUGUUUUGCUCGUAGAGAAUUAUUUAUCCCAUGUGAUAAACGUAUACUGACGUUUUGGAUGUCAGAUUUGUUCAAAAUUUAAAAGGAUUAUAAUUUAUUUAUAGUAUAUUACUAUUAUUGUGCACUUUGCGAGUAUUAUAAUUUAGUUUAUUAAUAAUUUUCAAAGGAAACAUCCAUGAAAAAUGUGACAGGUUAAUUUAACUAUAUCCAGAGGUUGCCUAUAAUUACAUACCAGUGUAAAUGAUGUUUGCAUUCAUUGGUUUCAAAAAUUUGCUGGUACACAAAAACUCAUAAAUUUAGAAAAGCUAUCAAAAGUUUAUUGUCGAAGUGCAAAAUGCAAUAAAAUCACUGCAAAUAUGUAUUUAAUUAUCCCGGUGUUUACUAUUUUUUAAUUGGAUUGGAUAGAAUUUUACUUCAAUAUUAUCCAUAUAUUUCGCAUGCAAUUCCAUCUGAUACUACACGAAUCAUGCACUGGAUAUAAUUAAAUCAACCAGUAUAACAGUUUUUUUAUUCGAUAAAAGUUUUUUGAGCUUGAACAGAUUCGUAUAUUUUAAGUAAUUAUCUAAAUUUGAUAUAAUUAUGCGCAGGUUUUUUGUUGGCCUCUUACUAAAAGCAUUACAUUAAUAACGUACAUAUAAACAUAUUUUUCAUCGAUUGUAGAUAAACAUAUUUUCAUAACGAAAACGAGACAGAAGUGAUUUUAUUUAGACACGCGUUAAUUCAUCGCCAUCUAUUGCCUUAAAAGUCCAAAGUUAACUUUAAAAAAGUCACCUUUUUACCGUUCGUUUGUUGUACCGUUUCGUUGGAUUAAUUUAAUUUUACGUUUUUUUUUAACAUUUUUUUAUAUUUAUUUUUACGAGUUUAUAUUUAUUUUGUUGUCAGUUUCUAAAUUAGUUUUUUUUACUAUAUUAUUUAAUGUAUUUGUAAUUGUGAAUUUUAAAAAUUUGGACUUGCAAAAAGCACAUAUUAAUUUACUCAGGAGUCAACCUAAUACCUUAUUUUGAUCAGGUAGAAAAUACGGGCAAUAUUUAUAUACUAUGUAGGAAAAGUUGCCAGUAAUUUUAAAUAAUACACAAAAAAAAAAGAGUCUAGAUUACGAUGUGAUUUUAAAUAUUCGGAUGGCCUUUCCAAGUGUAGAAAGAUUGUUGGUUAAAUUGUUUUAGAAAAUAUAUUAUUUAUCGUCGAGAAGAGAUUGAAUUAUUAUAUAGAUAAGAGAGAUUUUUCAUCCGUAUUAACUUUAACCAGUAAGAUGUACAAAUGAUUAUGGUACAAAAGACUUGAAGAAAAAAAAUGUUGCAACAGUCGGUUGACUCCUAUAGUUUCGACCAGGCGUCGUUUAUCGACAAAAAUCACCCUUAUGAACCAAACGACGUUAUAUUUUUCUUAAAAAAAAACGCCAUUUGGUCCAUUAUUUUCCGAAAAAACGCCGUUUGAACCAUUUCUGAUUGAAACAAAAAAAAUUAAUAGUACAAAUCGAAAUUGUCGAUAAACGAUACAUGCUCGUCAGUUCGUAUCCACUGCCGGCAGUGACUCUGUCUCACACCACUCAUUUAAUCAUCAUCUUACAUCAUGAUACCUAGUGUUUCAAUUGAUGUUGUACGUGGGGUCGAUUGGAGGCGAUAAUUCCCCGCGAAACGACGAUGAAAUUCGCUCUUACUACACCCUAUUCGCAAUAAUAAAUCAUCCGAUUUGAGGUUUAACAUAAUUUAAACGAACAUUACCGCCUCUAAUGGACCCCGAAAAGAUCCAUGCAGUCUGAACACCAAUUUACCGAAGACUUUUUUAUAUAUACGUGAAACGUGCUGUCUUAGAAAAAGUCUUUGUAUUUUAAAUAUUAUGACAAAUCCGGCACAAAUUUUUAAAAUAUCGACGACAGGACGAGUUCCGCGAGUUUCGAAUACACAACAGAUUUUUUAACGAAACUCGAAAUGGACCUGUAGCGUUCAGAUUUCCAUUGCGCACUCUAUAAUUCAUUCGAUUGAUAAAAAACAAUUUAAACCCUUGUAAAUUUCAAACAUUUAGUUAAACGAGCCAAUAAUACUUUGGUCAUUUAACUGUCAACAACUCGUAGUGUUUUUCAGUACUCCAAUCUUUUUACUGCCAAUCUUUUUGGUGACCUUAACUGUCAACUGUCACGCGCUGCGCAGUGGAAACCGCGCCGAAUAACAGGUAGCUUGAUUAUCAAAGACUAAUCGAACGGAAAUCAGCAAUAAUUAAAUACGGGAUUUAUUCGCGAACUCGCCCUGUCUAUUUGACACUGCCAAAUUGUUUGGACUGCCAUCGCGCUAAUCGUAGUUCUUUCGUAAAAUUAAAUGUCGUCUCGUAGAAUAAGCGAAGGCUGCUUGGAUCGGUUUAAUGAUAACAAAUGGAAUAAUAAUAAUAAUAUUAAUAAUUUUAAAUGAGUACUGUACGGGCGACCCAAAUUCGAGGCGUAUACAGUUGGGAACUCGCGAACGGUAAGAGACAAAGGUUAAAUUGAGGCAUAAUUGCUAAAUAUAUUUGAAAUAAACAGUCCAGUUGAUAAGUUAAAGGUGGAGUGAAAGUGGACUGGAAGUGGACUGAAAGUGGAGGAUUUUUUUUGGGAUUCGCUUUCUGAAGACUGAGACUUUCUUAUAACAUAUAUUUUCUGAGAAAAUAUAAUUUAGUAUUCCUUUAAUUCUUGCCUCGAUUUAGCCCGCUUAGUAGUAUCUUUUGCCAUUCUCGAGGUGCCAAAUGUAUCUCCUCGGAUUUGGGACAUCCUGUACUGUUAACUAUAUACGUGUUCUGACCUGUUUUUUACGUUCUCGAUAAGCUGAAAGUAAGGAUUACAAAACAGUCGAGUAAAGAUGAUGUGGGGUAAAGGUUGAUGAGGAAAUUUUUGUACGUUUUAAUUUUCGUUUGUAAAUCGCAAAUCAGUCCGCAGGGGCGCAUUAAAUUGAUUUAACUCGGGCCGACAGGGGUUUGAAAAAUCGCUGUUUUGUACAUAUUAUUGUAUAUUUUUCCGGGUACACCACUAACGGCUGUAAUUCCCCCCAAGUUUUUUUUUUCUAUUGUUACGUUAAUAUUUCGAUUUCCGUUGAAAUCUUUAUAUUACAAAGAUAUCGUUACAUAAUAAAAUGAUCGAUUAAGGAAAUUUGUCAAACAAAAUAUCCUAAAUUUUUAAUUGGCUACAUGUUAAUUUGCAGUACAUGCUAUCAAAAUUUUUGGCGGUGAAUGAGAUUUUAACAGAGCUUUUUUUCUCUGCUAUACCUUUUUUAUUAGAUAAUUCUAUAGUUGGAUGUAUUUUGGUAUAUUUUACAGGGUGUUUCAAUGCAAUGGGGAAACAGCAGGGGGGAGAUUUCUUGGUAUAAGUAAUGAAUUGAAUCUCGUUUCGAAUUGAUUUAGAUGAAUUUUAUCGUUAUGGAAAGUGGAUUUUUCGUUGGAAAUUCGCGCUUUAAAAAAGCCCCAUUCGGUGCGUAGUUUCUUUAAAUUAAAUUAAUUAAAAUUAAAUUAAUUAUUUAGAAAAGAGAAGGGAGUAAAUUGAAAUUAUCUAAAAGUAAAGCUAAUUUAAAUUAGUGUAACGAUCUCUUUUUAAAGACAUGUGUAUGAUAAUGUAUAUAUUGUGGUAUUGAUUUAGUCACUUUGUUGAAGAAAGCAAGCGCAGGUGGCCGGAAAAUUCCCGAUUUUCCUUUUUUAGUCAUCCAAAGAAAUGUUGAAAAGCGUGCGAAAAUUUAAAAAAUUAUCCAUUAUACGGUGUUUUUCACGGUGAUAAGUUAUAGAUUGUAUUAAGAAGAGAAUUUUCAUCGGAAAUUACAUAGUUAAAAAAUGAGAAAAUUUCUACAUAGUCAUUUUCAGACUAAUUUACUAGUAUACUGAUGUUUAUAUUUGUUGAUUUGAACACUGUACAUUUUUGAAUUCUGCGAUCAAUUUUAGAUACAAUUUCAGCAUUCUGAAAAACCUCUAUGAGGGAAUUUUCUUUAAAAUCGUGAAAAACAUUGCAUUUUGAAAGCUUUUUAAUAUUCUAACCAGUCCUUAGGCGGGAAUUUUCACUUAAACCUGCGCCCAACACUAAGUUUUUUUUGUUUUGUUAUUUCACCCUCUUGUGCUCAAGCGGGGUAAGUAAACCGAUUCAUUUGCGAUUCGUUAAAGUAAUACAAAAAAACAGUUCUAAUGCCGGUAAAUCCCCUGCUUUUGCAUUAGAGAUCAUUCCUACUAAGAGUGAAUAUACCGAGUGAAUCAAAAUUGUACCUGGCUUUGAUAUCUAUAAUUAGGUUUAAGUGAGUAAAGGUACAUUGUUGGUUCAGCCCGUAUUUAUUACGUAUAGAUUAAUUGAGAAAAAAAGUGCAAUAUGUACAAAUUUUACUAAUUUACUUUUUUUAUAUAUUAAAUAUUAGGUCUGUAUAUCAAGAUUUUAUUAAAUAUGUGUUAAUUUUAUACAGAGAAUGCUGAUUGGCAGUAUUAUACAUAGACGGGUGGUGAUUUUUGUGAAAAGUUGCCAUCUUGGCUCUUAGAGACCUUCAACAGUCAUCAGUUAAUUUAUACAGGGUGUAUUUUUAUGUCGAUUAUUUAUUGAAAAAAAAAUUACCUACUAGAUACACGAUAAUAAUUUUUUGUUUCUCUAUUUUUAAUCCGUCUACGAUGAAGAAAUUUAUUUAAUUAAAAUAUUAAAAAUAUAUCCCUUGUAUUUACGAUACCUAUAUGUAUAUUAGUUAAUUUACUGUUGUACAGAAAUUUAUUCUACGCUAUUAUAAUGUAAUUUUUUUUUAUUCGAUGAUUACUGUUGAACGUUUCGGAGAUUUAUCACAGUUGACCUGCAACAUGACGUGUACUGUAAAAUCGAGUGUUGUACGCAAUGACAUGUUCGAUGAUAUAUUUUGUGCAGUAAACAGUAAAUUAAUAGAAUUACUUGUGUUUUAUUCCUUACCUCGAACCGAUUUUAAAAUGGAUUGAAAUGUU